AUUAUUAUUAUUAUUAUUAUCAUGACUUGGAUUUCAAUUGCAGGUUAAUUCCUAGGGUUUUAAAAUAAAAUUUUCUAUUCGCAAUUAAAUAAUUAAAAAAAUAAUAAUCAGAGAUUAGGGUUUGAUUAUUGUUAUUGAAUCUCAUGAGAAUUGUUAGGGGAAUGCACAGAUCGUUGCAGGUGAAAACCGAAGAAGAAGAAGCAGAUAUCGGUUGGAGCAAUAAAAGGAAAUCCUUGCCCAAGGCUAGAACUCGUGAUAAAUCAAAAACUAGGGUUUUAUAAUAAUUAAAAGAAGAAAAAGUUUGUGUCUUUUGUUUGUUUUUAGGGUUACGAAAAGAGACGGAUAAGAAUCAGGAUGACUCGUGUUUUUGUUCAGAGAGGGGGUGGGUCUUCUUCGAGUAAUAAUAGUAAUACCAACAGGGCGAAUUCUUCUUCGAGUGUUCAGGUUGCAGGGGAAGAUGAACAGCAGGUUGUCAGUGAGGAUUUUGUUACAGAAACUGUCGAAAGCGAUAAAAGUGAUAAACUUGAUACCGAUGGUGAGAAAAAUGAGGAUGAGAUUGUGGAAAUGGGUUCUUUGAAGGUAAUUGAGGAAGAAGAAGAAGAAGAAGAGGAGAAAGGUGGGUUGAAAAGUAACGAGUAUCCUUCACAGGUGAUAGUUGGGAGUGCAUAUCCCCCGCCUCCACCUGCUCCGCCUCCGAAGCCGGCUUCAACAGGUGGUAAUUCGAGGAGAUUUGGAAAUUCGGGUGCUUUGAGGAUUGGGUCGUCUAGGAGGGCUACUGCGUGGCCGGUUGUUUCAACCAGGACGUCACCUGUGGGAUCAAGAUCUUCGUCUCCUAGGGCACAUUGUGAAAAUGAUGGAUAUAAUAGUGCAGAUGAACAAAACCAGUGUUAUGGUUCCUCUUAUGAUGAUGCUGUGAGUUCUAGUCGCUUUAAUCAGAAUAAUACGGAAAGAGAGCGUCAGUUUGAGAUUGAUAUUAGACGCACAAAAGGUUAUGAAGUUAAAAGAAUGACGGAAGAUGGGAAUUGUAUGUUUCGUGCUGUUGCAGAUCAGGUUUAUGGUGAUUCUGAUGCAUAUGAUUUGGCUAGACAAAUGUGCAUAGAUUACAUGGAACGGGAGAGAGAUCACUUCUCUCAGUUUAUAACAGAAGGUUUCACUUCUUAUUGCAAGAGGAAGAGACGGGAUAAAGUCUAUGGUAACAAUGUGGAGAUUCAAGCAUUAUCUGAAAUGUACAAUCGGCCUAUUCACAUCUAUUCGUAUAGUACUGAGCCUAUAAAUAUAUUCCAUGGAAGCUAUAAUACAGACACGCCUCCUAUUCGGCUAAGCUACCAUCAUGGUAACCACUAUAAUUCUCUUGUUGACCCGCGUCGACUCACAAUAGGUGCUGGGCUUGGUUUUAGCUCUCUGCAGGGGACCAAUGUUGAUAAAGAUCAAGUGAAGGCAGCAAUUAAAGCUCAACAAGAUCAACAGAUUGAUAACGCUCUUUUAGCAGAGGCCCGUUUUUGCUCAGAUGUGGAGCUAACUGAGAAAGAAAUUGAGCGUAUGGUGAUGGAAGCUUCACGGGCUGAAUACAUUGCUAAUGACAAGUUUAAGCAACAACUUGGUCAAAGAGAAUCUUCAACAUCUGAUGCUGAACCAUCAUCAUCUGGAGCCAGGCCAUCAGGAAGUGAGAGCCAGGGUGAAGAAGGAUCCGUCCUAUGCAGCAGUAUGCAGAUGGUGUUGUCAAUGGGCUUCACCUAUGUGCAGGCAAUGGAGGCUUACAGCAUAUUUGGUGAUGAUGUGGACUCCAUGGUUUGCUAUCUGCUUGAAACCAGCAGCAGACGUAAAGGCAAGGCCACCGAGUAGAGACGGACUUUGUUUUGAUCUGCCGGUAGUCCAAUGUAAUAGUUUUAGUGAAAUAGUGGUAGUCGUAAUAAAUAUGGGUUAUUGCAAAGUUGUGCAAUAACCUUUUAUUUGGAUUGAAUCUUGAAACAUUGUGUAUGUUCAGUAUCGCCAUCUAUCCUUUUGUA
Messenger RNA from Erigeron canadensis, 2006 nucleotides. Its product is annotated as OVARIAN TUMOR DOMAIN-containing deubiquitinating enzyme 6. Gene Ontology annotation, biological process: protein deubiquitination. The transcript has 8 exons. Gene Ontology annotation, molecular function: K63-linked deubiquitinase activity; cysteine-type deubiquitinase activity. Bases 355 to 1842 code for a protein of 495 amino acids. Lineage: Eukaryota; Viridiplantae; Streptophyta; Magnoliopsida; Asterales; Asteraceae. The record is from RefSeq and is a predicted model, not a curated record.